Molecule: messenger RNA, 797 nt
Organism: Bursaphelenchus xylophilus (pine wood nematode)
Lineage: Eukaryota; Metazoa; Nematoda; Chromadorea; Rhabditida; Aphelenchoididae
Source: the annotation of a GenBank genome assembly
AUGAGAUUUUGGCAAGAAUUUUUGAUAAUUGGUUUUGUGAUAGCGCCGGUGGUUACAAUUCGAUGUAAUGAUGGUAAGUUUUUUUCGACUCACAAGAGGAAAACCUCAAGUGCGACGCUAAAAUUACUUUAAGUUUUCAACACUUUCCGCAUAGACUACGUAUCAAUUCUUGAAAACUUUAGCUCGCGCUGUAUAAGCGAAGCCAAGAUAUUCAACGGUCUUGUGAGACCGAGAGAGUACAGUGAGGGGCCUGAUCCAAUGGCAAAAAACGUCUCAUUUUGCAUCCCGGAAGGGACCAAAAUGACUCCAAACCCUUCCCUUCUCUAAGCUAAAAAACUCCGCUUUGAAAAGCGCGCCAUUUCCUUCAAGGUUGCCCUUUGGGAACUUCCAAACAUUAUUGGUAAAAAAUAAAAGUAAAUUGCUGACAUAUAUAAGUGAAUAGUUCUGCUACCAGGCUGAUUAUCAUUGUAAUUUCAGGCAACGUUUACCACGGAAAGCAGGUCCUGACAAAAAUGAAGUGCCCAAGGAAAGUGGAAUGGUGCCUAAAAUACGGUGAUCAAAAAGGAGCAGACUGGUUUCUGUAAGUCAAAAAAUAAGAACAACCAUAUCCGUCCCCGUUUAGAAUGUGCGACUACGAAAACUUCUGCGGCCAUCCGGAAAAGCAAAAGAAACCUUUUCAGUACAUCUGCUGCAAUAUUGACUACUGCAACAGCUCAGUUCGUCAAAUGCCACCGACAUAUUCACUAAUCUUCGCCUCACUGUUUUUGCCGAUUCUUGCUAUGGGAUUAUGGUCUUAA